AUGGCCCGAGAGGAGGAGCCGUUGUUCAAUCGAUUGCUCAACGCCAAUUCUGUUGCUGAACAGAUUACCGCCCUGCGGGCACUCAAGCAUGAACUGAUCGGACAUGAUCAACGAAAAGAGACAUGGAUUACUAUUGGCAUCAUAUCGAUAUUAUCACAAAUCUUGGAAUCACGGAGGAAUGAUGGGAAGAAGGAAGGCAUGUCCGCCGGACAGGAUGGAGCAGCAGGGUUGUCGAAAAGAUGGAAUAAUGGCCGUAUAGAUGAGCUCACAGAAGACCAGGAGCUCUGUUUGCAGGCUGUUAUCAUCCUGGGCAGCUUGGCUCAGGGUGGACCUGCUUUCAUAUCGCCUAUAAUGUCAAGCGAAGCAAUCGCUUCUAUGCUUUCGAUUUUGUCGUCGCUCGAUUGCCCGAAGUCACUUGGGCUCUCCAUUUUCAAAACACUGAACACUAUCGCAGGUCGAUAUCCACUUCAGAACGUGAAUUGGCCGCAGGAUAAUCGUCUCGCGGAAAUUAUAUUUACCCCUGACAACAUCCGAUGCUUCGCGUGGGUAAUUGCUCAAAAUAAUUCUUCCUCUACAGCUCAGACAUGUGCAACUCUUGCUGCGAAUAUAAUUGCCAAGCUGUGCACCGAGGAGAGCCACAAAGCUGUCCUCACCGAAUAUGGCGUUUUAGAUGCAUUGGCUCUCAAAGUAGCCUCCAUUAUUGUGGCUCAAGGGUUCGUUUUGCCUGGUGCAGAAAACCACCUAGCCCAAGAUGGGGCAAUGUCCGCACUCCCACAGCCAGCUCCGUCGACGGCGAAACUAGGCCCAAUUCUACGUGCUGUGUCGAUCAUCAUUGAAAACUCUAAAUGGCGUGCAGAGCAUUUCCUCUCUUCUCCCGGAAUUGUCACUGUUUUCCCGGGUCGGUUACCGGAAUUUUCACCUGCAGACAUCAAGAGAAACCCAUGGGGUAUGCCGUAUCUGUCAGGGUCAGCUGUCCCUCGUCAAAACCAUGCAAAUCCAUUGGAUGCUCUUCUCCCGGUUGUCCCCCUUAUACAAACACAGGCCUCUACAAACUUCCCGCCGCUGGUCCCAAUGGGAUCAUUUCACAAGCGUUCGCUCUCGUUCUUAGAAUCAUCUUCACCAGACGAAGAUGAGACCGCACUGGUGCCUUGGCUCUUUCACAUGCUUAGAACUGAGUCCGGGUUGUCUCGCGUGAUGGCAGCUCGCCUUGUUACUGUCCUUUUCAGAUUAGGACUAACUCGGAAACAUCGAAUCCCUAUGUUUAGCUACUUAGUGACUCCUUUGUUGUUGAGGAUGCUUGGUAAAGAGUAUGACUUUAGUGACGAAUCAGAUCCAGAAUAUGACGGCAUGAUUCCGAUGACUCUCCGAUUAAAAGAGGAAGUCCCAUCCAUCCUUGCCGCGUUGGUAAUGGACACACAGGAACUGCAAAAACACGCGGUUGAAGCAAAUGCCAUCAAGAUUCUUUCUCAAUUGCUCAAAGAAACAUAUAACCCCCAUUCGGAAAACAGCAAGCCUAUGUGGUAUGCUGAAUCAAACGACAAAGACAUGUCGCCGACGAUACCACUAAGCAGCCAAAUGGGUCCCGUCGGCUACAGUCCGAUGACCUCGCAUAUUAUGCGAUACCGAGAAGGCAUACUGCGUGCACUGGCUGCGCUCGCACCUUUUAGGGACGAGUACCGGAAGGCGAUUUGCGAAAAUGGCGUUGUCCCGUAUAUCAUCGACUCCCUCAAGCCACGACCACCGUCUGACAGGAUUGAUGUUUUGGGGACGAAGAAUACUGCCGUUGAUGGCAACCCUAUCCCUACUUUACUUGCAGCGUGCGGUGCUGCCAGGGCUCUUACGCGAUCUGUCAGUGUUCUCAGAACUAGUCUGAUUGAUGCUGGGGUGGCAGCUCCUCUUUUUGAGUUGGUCAAGCAUCGAGAUGUCGAAGUACAAAUAGCAGCAACAUCAGUAGCGAUCAUUUCUGGAGACAUUCUCCCUAUUCUUUGCGAGCAUGCGCACUCUAGCAAUACGAAACUCCGCUUAGAAUCACUCUGGGCUCUCAAGCAUGUUGCAUAUAAUUCGACUAAUGACAUCAAAAACAAAAUCGUGACUGGGUUGGGUGCAUCGUGGCUAGCCGAGCUUAUAACUGCUGAUCCCACCAGCAAAGGGAGCAUUGUAACUGACGUCAAGACCGGGUCGUUAAUUGGCAUGGGAACGUCUAACUCAGCAGGCGAGAAAGUUGAUUUGCUGAAUCCGAUGGAUGACACGAGAGAAGAACCAAGAGAUGAAGCACUGGGCAGUGAAGCCGGUUAUGAUACGUUUCUUCCAGACCCAACACGACGCAAGAAGCUUGCCAUGAGCGGUGAAAUUGACCAGACCAGGCAGGCCAGACAAGAUAAUAUUGCAGUACAAGAACAGGUUCUGGGCCUGAUUAGCAACAUAAUAUGCGGCACUGGAGCAUCGGAGAUAGUCGAUUUUCUGCUCAACGAGAUUGGCCGUAACGAGCUCUUAAGCAUUUUGGCGGACAAGUUGCGACCUAGACCGGGCCCAACUCGGCGCGACACGGCGACAGCCCAGAUGUCAUCAUCAUCAUCAACAAUCUCGUCUUUUCAACCACCAAUGCCCGCCGAGAUUCUCAUCGCAGUCACCUAUGUUCUCGUCAAUCUCGCCGCCGGACCGCCCAAGCACCGAGACCUACUAUUCUCCCACCGCGACCUCCUCAAGAAUCUAAUGUGGCUUUUUGAGCACCCCAACCGCAUCGUGCGCGUCAACUGCGUCUGGGUAGUGAUCAACCUGACCUACGAAGACGACCAAAGCGACCGCCAAGCCUCCUAUGAGCGGGCAUCAAAGUUGAAGGCAUUAGGUGUAAUAGACCGACUUGGCAGCGUCGAGGACGAUGACAGUCUGGACGUCAGGGAACGCACCAAGACGGCCCUUCAUCAAAUACGCAAAUACAUGAAUGUUGCGUAG
Talaromyces atroroseus is the source of this 2952-nucleotide messenger RNA. RefSeq lists its product as hypothetical. Gene Ontology annotation, biological process: proteasome-mediated ubiquitin-dependent protein catabolic process. Bases 1 to 2952 code for a protein of 983 amino acids. Lineage: Eukaryota; Fungi; Ascomycota; Eurotiomycetes; Eurotiales; Trichocomaceae. Gene Ontology annotation, cellular component: GID complex. The record is from RefSeq and is a predicted model, not a curated record. The transcript is spliced from 3 exons.